ACUGACUGAGACCCUUGAACUGUCAGCCCUCCCUAAUCUUAGGCCUGUGCUUCCACGCUUGCAGUCAACAGUGACAGCACGUGACAUAAAGCCUGUGCGGACUAACAGCUCAUUGGUCAUGCUAGUCCGCCCCCCAGCCCAGUUCAACCAAUAGGAUUAAAGCAUUGCAAGGCAGAACGUUUCAAUGAGAAUCAAAACAAAGAAGACAUCGUGGUUCUCACUGUUUGUCAAAAGUGGUGUGCUGGAUUUAGAAAAAACAUAGAUUUGCUUGAAGAGGAAUGUGAAUACAGAAGAACUUGCUACUGCAUUUCAGAUUCCUGUAAAAAACAAUGCUACAAUAUAAAUCAAUGCAAGCUCAAGAGUGACAUUUGAUUGAUUGCUGGGCACCAGGUCAAACAUGGGCCGCUACCUCGGCACCAACUUUUGUUCGAGUUCUGUGAACAAGACUUUGAGAUCAUACUGCAAAAGUAGGUACCUAAUGAGCCUUCUUAGAAAGUACCAUUGUCUCGCUAGAACACCGCCCGGCCUUGACCUACACAGAUAUUCACUGCUGACACAUCUGCAUCCAUCAAGAUUCACAAAAAUAACUACUUUAAAAAAUGUAAUCCACAGUGAUACAAGCUCUGCCUCUAACAACUUCCUCAGAGAUUUUACCAAAGAACUUAAUCAUCUCCAGGUUGUGCGUUUUUACUCAUCUUCCAAUAGGAAUACAUUUAAACCUGAAGCUCCAAUUGGGAUCCUGGAAGAAACUCAGAAGAGUUUUCUUUUGAGUUCACUGGGAGGACGUUUUGGUCAAUCAUUUAAAAGAUUGUCCAGACACAUUAACAUUUAUUUCAAGCGAAAGGAUGUUGAACCUUUGGCUGAAAAUGACAGCCUUGUUGCCAUUACUCCAGAACAUCUUGGCGGAUCACAGAGGCGUGGUAUAAGUCAACGGGCGACCAGAGAGCGAAAUAUAUCGGAGGGCAAAGACACAACGCAGCCCAUAAAAAGCACAGACACACAGGAAAGCUCAGGAACAAGUCCUUCCACACAGGACUACUCUGGACUGCAACUAUUUCAUAUCAGUUCUUUGGCAACCACAUUUGGUGAGAGCUACAGUUACGUUGCUAGUCACAUUAACUCAGUAUUUCCUGCAAAAGCUCAAAUGCAGGACAAUUUGGAAACCAUGUCUUCCACUAGGGCGAACAAGAGGCUGAACAAGAGACAAAUGCAAAACCCUUCCAUCAAAGAGUCUAAGGAAGCUGAAAUUCCUCAAGUCCAAUCAGGUACUAAUCAGGCAACAGUGGAACCAACCAGUGUCUCCAGCAGCUGGGAGGAGAGCUACCAACACUAUGCAAGACACAUCAAUACUUAUUUUGGUGCCAAGGUUACCGGAAAAGAAGACCAUGAUCUGUAUAGGAGAGAACACAUUUCUGUGCAGCAGAAAAGCACUUAUAAAGAACCCUUUUCAAAACAGUCUACCUCACAAACUCAAAGUGCUUUGUCACAACUGGUGCCAGACGAGCCUGCCAUCGAUGAAACUGGAGGCCUUUUCCACAGCAGCACUAAUACCACCAACUUUGGGGAGAACUACUCCCAAACAGGCGGUUAUAUCAAUCAGUUUUUCUUUGGUCAAAGUAGAAUGGGUGAGGAUGAGGACAUUGAAAGUAAUCUCAUAACGCCAUUGGAUCCUGGCUCUGCUACGUCUGAAAGACCAAAGACUGCUUCCUUUUUAAACUACCUUCGACAUCCCACAAGUGCCAUCCCUGACUUUCUGGGUUCUUUGACUCAGACUUGUAAACCCAGACCUGCUAUGACUUCACCGCAGCCAAUGAUGAAUCAAAAGUUUGUCCUGAGUCGGAGGCAGGCAGAGGAAAUGGCACAAAGGUUUAUUGGCACUCUGACCCAGACUUCAUCUCCAGAAGAUCUUACUUCCUGCUUGGCCGCACUCAAUGAACACCUCAUCUGUUACCCAUCAUGCAAAGCUGUAAUGUGGAAGGAGAAAAUUGCAGUCACAUUGUUGAGGAAAAGACGGACCUUCAGAGAUAAUGAAGAGCUUCAGAGCGCCUUGAGAGAAAGCAUGGCGCUAAUCGGCUACAUGGAUCCAGUCAAAGGUCGUGGCAUCAGAGUGCUCUCAAUUGAUGGUGGUGGCACAAGAGGUGUGGUGCCUUUGCAGGUAUUAAAGAUACUGGAGGCUGAGACAGGCAGGAAGAUCCACGAACUGUUUGACUACAUCUGUGGAGUGAGCACAGGUGCUGUUCUGGCCUUCAUGCUGGGUCUGGCUCAUUUCUCUCUGGAGGAGUGUUCUGAAAUGUACCAACGUUUUGGCUCUGAAGUGUUUCGGCAGAACCGGCUUGUUGGCACCGUGAAGAUGGGAUGGAGUCACUCUUAUUACAACACUGAGACCUGGGAGAAAAUACUACGAGAAAAGAUGGGAACUAGAAUACUUAUCGAAACGGCCAGAGAUGAGUUGAGUCCCAAGGUUUCAGCAGUCAGUGCAGUGGUAAACUGGGGUACAAGUCCGAAGGCCUUCAUAUUCCGCAACUACAAUCACAAACCAGGCUCUCUCAGCCGCUAUGCAGGAGGCUCAGCCUGCCAGAUGUGGGAGGCAGUGAGAGCUUCAUCAGCUGCCCCAGGAUACUUCCAGGAGUUUCCUUUACAAAGUGACAUUCACCAGGAUGGAGGAAUAAUCCUGAACAACCCCUGUGCCUUGGCUAUCCACGAGAGCCGUCUAUUGUGGCCCAACCAGCCCUUCCAGUGUGUGCUGUCCCUUGGCACCGGCCGCUUUGAUAAUGUCAAGAGGGGACCGGCCACCUCCACCAGCCUGAGGGCCAAAAUCAGCAACCUGAUCAGCAGUGCUACUGACACCGAGGGGGUCCACACCCUUUUGGACGAUCUGCUAGCUCCAGACGUGUACUUCCGCUUCAACCCCAUGUUAAGUGCUAUGGUGUCCCUGGAUGAGAGCCGGCCUCAAGCCUUGGACCAGCUGCGGAGAGACACCCACAACUACCUGGAGAGAAACCAGCCCAAACUGGCGCAGCUCUGUUUGGUGCUCGGGGCGGAGCGUUCAGCUGCUAGCAAAACUAAGGACUGGAUGAAUGAGAGGGCCUGGGAGAUGAAGCAGAGAUGGGUGUGAGUAGGUACAGUAUAGGGUAUGUCUACAAUGAUGCGUAACCUAUGCACAGAUGGACAUACAAACAAACAACCACCCUGAUGUACUGAUUCAAUUUGUUCAAGACCUCAAAUGUGUUGCUUCAACACAAAGGUCGUUUUAGCCACGUUAGCACCAGGGAAAUGUCAGUCUGCAACUUUGUUCACCACUUUUGGCCAGACUGAUAUUUCAACUACUUUUAGUUAAAUGGCUGCUCAAUAUUGUGCAAAUAUUCAUGGUUUGUAGAAAAUGGAGCCUAUUGAAUUUAGUUUUUUCUCCUUUUAACACAAGCAUUAGGUGAUUUUGAGUGAAAUGCACAGAAAAUGUGUGCAGACUUAGUGGCAACGUCCGGGUCCGGAAAGUGAAGACAUUGCAGUGCCUUACACCUGCAUUCUUUAUAAUGACCAGCAGGGGGCGACUAGUUAAAAAAAGUAGUCUGGUUAUAUAGAAGUCUAUGAUAAAUGACUUCACACUUGAUUUAUUACCUCAGUAAUGAGUUUCCAAAUCUAUACAUUUCAUAAGUGUACAUGAAACUGUUGUCAUAUCUUUAUGUCUCAACUCUAUUUUCUAUCUAUCAGCACUGCAAAAAGGGGUUUUCCUACACACACCUUUUUGUCUUAGGCAUUUUUCUGUAAAUCAAUCAAUGUCAAUCAAUCAAUGUUUAUUUAUAUAGCCCAAUAUCACAAAUGUUACAUUUGUC
Messenger RNA from Notothenia coriiceps (black rockcod), 3830 nucleotides. RefSeq names its product calcium-independent phospholipase A2-gamma-like. The record is from RefSeq and is a predicted model, not a curated record. Bases 398 to 3115 code for a protein of 905 amino acids. The transcript has 9 exons. NCBI's taxonomy places the organism in Eukaryota, Metazoa, Chordata, Actinopteri, Perciformes, Nototheniidae. Gene Ontology annotation, cellular component: membrane. Gene Ontology annotation, biological process: arachidonate metabolic process.